AUGUCCGAUACCAACAUAUCCCCUCCGUCAUACCAGCAGAAAGACCCGGGCAAAAAUGAAAUCGAUUCCCUGCAACCGACAGUGAGCAGCGAGGAGCCCCGUGUGGGAGAGUUAGAGGAGACGAAGAAUGGCCAAUUCCAUCGUUCUUUCUCUCCUCGUCAGGUUCAUAUUAUUUCCCUAGGAUCCAAUAUCGGCAGUGGAGUGUUCAUUGCCACUGGCAAGGCUCUCGCCACGGGAGGCCCUGCUAAUAUGGUGAUCGCAUAUACCAUGGUCUGCACCUGUGUUUGGGCCGUUCUCCAGUCGCUAUCGGAGAUGACCAUCGCCUUUCCCGUCUCUGGAAACUACAUCGACUAUGCCGAUCGCUGGGUUGACCCCGCUUUGGCGUUUGGUGCUGGGUUUGCGGAGUGGUUAGGGUGGACGGCGAUCGUUGCUUCCGAGGCAGGUUUCUUCAAUGUCUUGGUUCAAUAUUGGUCAGAAGGCUCCGUGCCACUGGCUGCUACUAUCUCCAUCUUCCUGUUCGCCUGCUUGAUCAUCUUCACCCUUCCAAACAAGUUCUUCGCUUGGUUCGAGUACGUGACUUCGAUGAUCAAGAUCGUGGUCUUCCUCAUCAUAAUCGUUGUAUCACUAGCCUUGGUUCUUGGCGCUGGUCCUCAGGGCUACAUGCAUCAUGGAGACACAUGGACUGAUUUUCCGCCGUUCCUAAAUGGAUUUUCAGGCUUCGCAAACUGCGCUCUCCUAGCCGUCUGGGCUGUCGGAGAUCAAGUCUUCAUCGGUGUCAUGGGAGGCGAAGCCGAAAGUCCCCGUUUCUCAAUGGCACACGCUACAAAGCUUGUUCCCUUCCGAGUCAACUUUAUCUACGUGAUCAGUGUCGUGUUUAUUACACUUCUCGUUCCAUCCAACGACGAUCGACUCCUCGGUGGUAGCGGAGUUGCAGCCUCGCCCUUUAUCAUCGCAGUCCAAGACUCCGGUAUCCCUGGAAUUGCUUCAAUUUUGAAUGCUGGGAUGAUGUGUGGUGUUCUUGCAAUCGCCACUGAAGCUAUUUAUCUUUGUUCGCGAGUGCUGAGAACAAUGGCUCAUCAAAAGCUCGUUUGGGAGGGCCUUGCGCGGGUUGAUGACAUGGGCCGACCAAGGCUUUCGCUGAUUAUUACUUCGGUCGUUGCUGUCGUCCUUGCAUAUAUUCAAAUUGCGGCCGGCGGCUUAACCGUAUUGAACUGGCUUAUCUCAAUUACUAGUGCCUCGUUCUUCGCCAACUGGAUGAUCAUAUCCUUUGUGAACUGGAAAUUCCAUCGUGCAAUCAAGGCACAGAAUGACCCCCUUUUCACAGAGAUAUAUGCUUGGAGAUCAUCAUUCUGGCCACUGGCGCCCGCAUGGCUCAUGCUGAUAUCCUUAUUCCUACUGGUCUGCUGCGUCUACCUAGGAGUCCGGCCUCCAGGUGUUGACACCUUCUCCGUAUCUAAUUUCUUCCAGUAUCUUCUUGGCCUUCUGCUGAUUUUCGGAUUUACCAUCGGAUACAAGAUUAUUUUCAGAACGCCAUGGCGCAAUUCAAAGACUGCGGAUCUUACUACCGGUCGUCGACCGCUGAGCGCUGAUGAGAUUUCUAUGCUGGACAACUACUACCGGCAACCUGCUUGGAGAAGGUUCCUUACCUAUGUACAAUUAUGGUAG
Molecule: messenger RNA, 1665 nt
Organism: Penicillium nucicola
Lineage: Eukaryota; Fungi; Ascomycota; Eurotiomycetes; Eurotiales; Aspergillaceae
Exons: 7
Coding region: 1-1665 (554 amino acids)
Biological process (GO): amino acid transmembrane transport
Cellular component (GO): membrane
Molecular function (GO): amino acid transmembrane transporter activity
Source: RefSeq, a predicted model, not a curated record